AAAUAACUUUAACAAUUGUUCAAAAUUCUAUUUUUUUUUUUUUUGUGCUAAAUAUUUUCAUUGAACAUAUGCUGCCAUGGAAAAACACUGCAUUUACUUUUAGUCGACUAUAUCUCUUUUAUAUGCUCUUUUACUUUUUUGUCUACGUAAUUUUGUAACUGUAGUGUAGUAUAUAUAUAUAUAUAUAUAUAUAUAUAUUUAUAUAUAUAUUUAUGUGAUAUAUUGUAACCUGUAAAACAACUCUUUUGUGUGCCGGGAAUUGUGACAUUUUUCAUGCGCUAGUGUGUAACGUGUUGCAGUCAUCUUUUUUUUUCCUUCAUUUUUUACUUUUUUUGCUCUCCAUUCUCAUCAUUGUUGCUGUUGGUGUUGUUGCCGUUGUUGCUGGAGUAUAUGAUAAAGUUUUAUGCAGAGUGAUUUUAUUUGAUUUUUUGCUGCUAACCCCGCGCGCGCGUUUACAAACACACAUUCAUCUACGUUUAUAUUAAUAUGGUUUGUGAUGGUAUAUGAUUGCGAGACAAAUUGUUUUGGCAUUUAGCCAAAGAACAAACACAUAGCGAAAGAGUUUAUCUUGAAAAGGAGAAAAAAAAAAAAAAAAAAAACAAAAAAAGAAAAUAAAUAUAAAAACGUUUGGCUUAUAAUAUUUUGGAUGCCAUUGCUUGCGAUCGUUCAUUUAGUGUUCCACGAAUGCUGGCAUUUGGUUUCUUUGUUUUGGGUGUUUGGCCAACAAUAACGAGAUUACUCAGGCCUUCCUUUUCAAAUCUACAAUUGUGUCUACGUACACGCAUUUUCGUGUCUAAAAAUAAAAACAAAAUGCAAUUUGUUUCCUACAAAGCAACGCAAUGGAUUCAAAUCAUAUGAGCAUAUAGAUAAGAGAUUUUCAAAAAAAAAAAAAUAAAAAAAAUAAUUUAAAAGCAAAAGUAGAAAAGUUUUAAAAACUCGCAACAACAACGGAAAAAACAUAACCUAUAAAUUAAAGCAAACACAUGCAACGCAAUGAGUGCCAUAUCUAUAGCCAACGCAAAAGCUUAUGUCUACCAACUAUUAUUGUCUACCGUAUUGUUACAAAUUACUUUAGUCACAAUUGCACAAUUACUACUCGUACUGCCAAUGCCGAUGGCAAAGGCCACAAACGGCUUACGCGUGCCCACCUUUAUACAAGAACCACCGCCUCGUUUACUUUUUAGCAAUGACACCGGCACUCAAGUUAGUUGUACGGCUCAUGGUAAUCCACCGCCAGUUGUGUCAUGGGUACUCAGCGAUGGCACAAUGGCUACACAAGUGCCGGGACUCAGAAAAAUCGCUGGUAACGGUACAUUAUAUUUUCCACCAUUUCUAUCGCAAUAUUAUCGUACAGAUGUUCAUGAGACAACGUAUCGUUGUCGUGCCACCAACGAAGCUGGCACCAUACUAAGUCGAAAUGUACGCGUGCAAGCAGUAGUGCGACGUCAGUUUCAUGUACACGUGGAAAGUACUGAAGUCUUUUUGGGAAAUUCAGCGUUGAUUAAGUGCGCCAUACCGGACUAUGUGCGUACAUAUGUUAAGGUAGCCAGUUGGCAACGUGGCGAUGAGAUACUAUUGCCGGAUCUGUCGGAUGUGGCCGGUCGUUAUGUUGUUCUCUCGACAUCGGGUGAUUUGUAUGUGCGGUCAGUACGCACUGAGGAUAGCUUAGUUAAAUAUUCUUGUUUAGCCACUAAUACGCUUAAUGGUGAUAGACAACGUAGUGAUGCCGUUAUGUUGCAAGUAAAAGAAUUAAGUCAAAAUCUGGCACCACGUACAACGCAGAAGCCGGUUAUGGAUAUUCAUGUAGAACGUGGCAAUGAUGUACAUAUGCCUUGCAAUAUCCAAGGAAAUCCUUUUCCCAUAUUUACGUGGUAUCGUGUUUCAGAUUCAUCAGCUUUGUAUCCCAUACCAUCAUCACAGCGUAUAAUACUUUCGCGUACAUUGUUGCUUAUCAAAAAUGCUGACGAACGUGAUGCUGGCAAAUGGAUUUGUCAAGCAUCGAAUCAAUUUGGUGAGCAGCGCGUGGAGAUACGGUUAUUUGUGAACUCGUAUGUGUCGGUGCAUAUAUUACCACAAGUUCAAAUUGUCAAUUCAGGCGGAAUAGCAAUUUUCAAUUGUUCCACAACGGGCUCGGCAAUCGAUAAUAUCGAGUGGCUGCAUAACGGCAAACCAUUGCAGGAGGAUAAUGCAUUAACUACCGGCAGAGAUAACUUACACUUCUUGUCGAAGGCCUCAUUACUAAUACAAAACGUAGGACGUGGGGAUCGUGGUGUUUACCAAUGCUUAGUGGAAAAUCAUAAGUCAAGUGCUCAAGCUAUGGCUGAAUUGAAACUGGGCGAUACUGUGCCUGAAUUGAUUUACACAUUCAUUGAACAGAACGUACGGCCGGGACCUUUAAUAUCGUUGAAAUGUUCGGCCAGUGGGUCACCGCCGCCACAAUUUUCUUGGUUAUUGGAUUCUCAGCCAAUUAUGGAUGUUUCCUUGCAUCAUCGUUUCGCUAUUGGUCAGUUUGUUGACAUGUCUGGCGAUGUGAUCAGCCAUUUGAAUAUCUCCCACGUAAGACCAGAUGACGGAGGUCUUUACAAAUGCAUAGCUACUAACUCAAUGGGUGGUGUUGAACAUUCCGCGCGUUUAAAUGUUUAUGGUCCUCCGUAUGUGCGAGCUAUCGGUCCUUUGAAAGCAGUUGCCGGUGUAGAUGUUACCGUCUAUUGCCCAUUUUCCGGCUAUCCUAUUGAACAAAUUAGAUGGGAGAAAGGACAUCAUGAACUAACAUCAAACUCUCAUUAUUCUUUGGCACCUGUACAGCAGGGCGGUUAUAUUGUCAUCAAAAACGUCGAGCCAACUCGAGAUCAGGGCAUGUAUACGUGUAUUGUAAAAAGUCGUGCUGGCGAAGAGGCUCGUCGCGACAUGCAAUUGAAUGUUAACAGUCCUCCGGUUAUAGAGCCAUUUAAAUUUCCCAAAAAUUUACAAGAAGGCGGCAGAGCACAAAUAACAUGCGCUGUAUCCUCGGGUGAUAUGCCGAUCUAUUUCAGUUGGAAAAAAGAUGACAUGUCGAUACCAACCACUCUACAGAUUACCGAGAAAAAGGAAGAGUUUUUUUCAUUGUUGGUAUUCAAGGAUAUUAGUGCAAAGCAUAGUGGCAAAUACACCUGCUAUGCCAGUAAUGCAGCAGCGAAGGUGAACUUUACCGCCGAACUGCAAGUGAGAGUUGCGCCACGUUGGUCGUUUGAACCAAUGGAUACAGCCAUCAUGCUUGGCAAUACAAUAUCAAUAAAUUGUGAAGCGGAAGGAUACCCAAUACCUGCGAUUACCUGGUUCAAAGGACAAGAUAAAUUGAAUAAGGACUUUAAAUCGCUAAAUAUGCGCAAUCAUUCAUUGGUCUUAAAUUUUGCCACCGAUAUUGAUGAGGGCUAUUAUAUGUGUCAAGCGACAAAUGAGAUUGGAGCGGGGCUUAAGAAAGUCAUACGCAUAAAUGUUAAUGAACCCGCGCGUUUUGAACAACCCGCUCGGAACGUUUCUUCACGUCGUAACGAUGCGGUUACUGUCGAUUGUCAGGCUAAAGGAGAUGAGCCAAUUACGAUUGCGUGGACUCAUAAUAAUGGGCGUAUUGAUUUGAAUAAUUUCCGCUUUAGUAUAGCUGAGAUGAAGACCGAAAAAGGUGUUGAUUCUCAGCUAACUAUAGCUCGUUCCGAUCGUCAUGAUUCGGGUAUAUACAAAUGCGUCGCAGAAAAUCCCUACGGGCGGGCUGAGCAAAUUAUUUACUUGGCUGUGCAAGAACGUCCUGAUACUCCAUCAAAUUUGGAAGUAUUCGAAGUCGGUUCGCGUACAGUAAAACUUUCGUGGCGUCGUCCAUUUGAUGGAAAUUCACCGGUUCUAUCGUAUUUAGUGCAAUAUCAACCCUUAAAAUAUCUUCAAUCGCAUGCCGCUUUAAAUUUAGCGGGCGGCGAUUGGAGUGGACCGAAUAUCAUUAACGCCACACUGCCAUCGACUAGUGUAAGCAAAAGCUACGAUAGCGAUUUGCGUGAAAGUGCCAUUGUUGCGGGUCUAACGCCAGCGACAACAUUUCUAAUACGAAUGCAGGCCAUUAACGAAAUCGAACGAAGCACAUUCACCGAUCCAAUAGUUUUAAAAACCCAAGAAGAAGCACCCACCGAAGCUCCAUCAAAUGUCCAAGUGCAAACGGGCGGUGAACGUGAAUUAAUUGUUACGUGGCAAAUACCGCCACGUGAAUCCUGGAAUGGUGAGCUCAUUGGUUAUACCGUCAAUUGUACAGAAGAGAAGCAAAAUAUUAACUACAUAAGUGUUGUAAAUAAUUCAUUAAAAUCGGUGAUUGUGAGCGGCUGGGCCACAACCAAGGCCACCCUAAGAGGUUUACGGAAAUACACUAGAUAUGCGGUCACUGUGCGUGCUUUAAACAGUUUCGGUUCAGGGCCAUGGAGUGCGCCUAUCUUUGGCACCACAGCUGAGGGUGUACCUGAGGCAGCGCCGCAACAUGUCAACUGUACUGCAUUAUCAUCUCAAAGUCUGAAAAUAUCCUGGCUGGAGCCACCACUGCAAUUCCAUGGUGGCAUCAUACAAGGGUAUAAAAUUUUAUAUCGUCCGAUUGUGAAUCAAAUUGAUUUUCCAGCUAAAAUGGAAGUGAAGCGCACUUCAAAUUUGGAAACUUAUUUGCACACAUUGCAUAAGGCUACCAACUACUCGUUGCGCGUGUUGGCAUACACGGCCACUGGCGAUGGUGUAGCCAGUCAAGCGUUAUAUUGCCAAACCGAAGAUGAUGUACCGGAUGCGCCAGCCUCAAUUAAAGCAGCUGCUCUAACAGCAGACUCUAUUCUAAUAUCAUGGCUACCACCAAGAAAUCGUAAUGGCAUCAUAACUCACUAUACCGUGUAUUCUCGUGAAGCGGGACGGAAAGGGCCGGCCAAAUCUUAUAUGGUGCGAGUUGAUGAGAACGGUUAUCCGGUCACCUAUGAAGCGCGAGGCUUGGCCGAAAAUCAAAUGUAUGAGUUUUGGGUAUCAGCCUCAACAUCGGUGGGCGAAGGUGAACCAACUUCUGUGGUUGCUCAAGCCACAAAUACACGCGCACCCGCGCGCAUUGCUUCUUUUAGCCAAGUGGUAAGAAAGGCUGUUGGCACCAGCCUUGUAUUGGAGUGCUUGGCGGUGGGUAAUCCGACACCAAGAGCCAGAUGGUUAACAAGAGAUCGACCGGUAACAUUUAGUCCAUUUUAUGAAGUGACAACAGAUGGAAAUUUGAAAAUUCAUCGUGUAGAAGGCAGCCUGUCCGGAAAUUAUACAUGCACAGCCAACAAUCUCUUCGGCAAUGAUGAAAUACAAUAUCAAGUGAUUGCUAUGAAACAGCCCGCUGCACCGCAAAUUAUUGUACAAUAUGCUUCGGCAGAUAGUAUACGUGUCAGUUGGGAUCCGCCAGACGAUGGCGGCGCGCCGUUACAGGGAUAUAGCAUCUUUUAUCGGAUAGCAGGGGAAACAUGGUCCCAAGCGGAAUUGAUGCCAGAAAAUAAUGCCUACACAAUCACGCAACUGAAAUGUGGCAAUCAAUAUAUAAUUAAAAUGUCAGCUCAUAAUUUGGUAGGUGAUGGGGUAGCGAGCGAGGAAAUUAAUGUUUGGACAAAAGGUAAAGCCUCUCAGGCACCUAACGGCAAUGAACUAAUAGUUACAAAUGCAUCAUGUGUUAAUUUAAAAUUGUCAGCAUGGCAUAACGGCGGUUGCCCAAUUCAUCAUUUUUCCAUUGAACAUCGUCCCUUGGGUGACAUACGUUGGACGGUGGUCACGUCAGACAUAUCGAAUGCUGAAGAGAAUCGUGAAAAUUUAAUAUUUUGCGAUUUCCUGCCAGCCAAGUGGUAUCAAUUGCGCAUUUCGGCCACAAACGAUGCGGGGAAAACCACAGAACACUAUCAUUUUGCCACAACGAAUAUUGACGGCGUUACUAUACCACCGCCAUCGGUUUUCCCAUCCGAAACCGAUUUAAUGAAUAACUUGAUAAAUGCAACCAAUCCAACAAAUGGUGAUUGGUUUUCAACAUUAAUUGUUAUUGUCAUAAUAACAGUGGCCAUGAUUACUGUUGGCCUAACAAUUAAACAUCGACGUACUUUGUGUGGUCCCAUGUCAGAGGGCUACGAAUCACGAGCACUGCCAACCGAGUACAAAGAAGACCACGAUAAUCACCGUAAUCAGCAAGUGUACAGUGCUUCGCCUGUUAAAACUGUGGACAAAGCCAAUGAAUCAGAAAUGUACGAGAUUUCCCCUUAUGCAACAUUUAGUGUUAAUGGCGGUCGCACUGGGGCGCCCGCUAAGACAUCAACACGAGGCAUGGCUGCCUCUCCUUUAGAUUAUACAAUGCAAUUUAAGACAUUCGGUCACCCGGAAGGAGAAAAUCUUAAUGCCACCGCUUAUCCUUUAUUGCCAUCAUCCGGUUUCGGUCACAUCAAAUCGAAAUCAAGUUGGCACAAACAGCGUUACUAUAAUACAGACGAUGAUUCCACUUUAAGUAAAUCUUUAACUUUGGUGGCUGGUUCUCAAACGGGUCAUACAAAGAAAUCUGGUCGGUCUGAUGGUGGCCGCAAUAAUAGCAAAUCAGCUGGGGGCACCACUGGAACGACCAGUAGUGCGGGGGCCGGUGGUGGGCAUUGUGAGUCUGAAUCGGAUACUAGCAUUAGUCCUAGUACUGAAUUUUCAAAUAUGCCUACCUAUAGAGUUCCUUGUAAAUCAUCACGCAACUCGGACGGCCGUAGUGGAGUAGAUAUGUUUAGGCCAGAUUCAUCUACUGAAUCAAAUAAUGAUCAAUCCUCACCGGUAGAAAGGAGAGCCAAUUCGCAACGUUUUACCGCUGGCAGCGGGGCUAGCGGAGGCAAAGAUAAUACGACUAGUUCUACUUCGUCAUCAUCAGCUGACAAACGUGUUCAUCCACGAAAUCGUAAACAUCAAGGCCAGCAACAGCAAUCGCAAAUUAUUGUCAAAGAUUCGUUGGAGCGCCGUUUACGUUCUGGAAGUAACAACAGUUUAAACAGUGAAAUUAACAAUUCAGAAACAUCAGCCUCUAUAGCUGCGACCAUUGCAGCGAUGACCGGGGUGAACGGCAAUAUGGGCUUUCGUCCACCCACUGGUUUUAUGGAUUCACGUGAGUUCAGUGAAGCCGAAUGUGAUCACGAACAACGGGCUUUGGACUUGGAAGUACAACGAGUUAUGGAAAAUACCGAUGGUCAGUUGAGUAAAGUUGACAGAGAGGAACUCAGCUCGCUAUUAGCGCGAUAUCAUGAAAAGAAGGAACAAGAACGACAAGAGUUUACUAUACACGUAUAGGACGAUGUUCAAUGUGCAGACGAAUGAUGACCGGCACUGGGGACGAGUAAGUGAUGUAGUAAGUGGAGAGAAAGAACAAUUGAAAGUAUAAAAGAAGAAACCUCGUAAAAAUGAUAAAACAAAAGUAGUUCAAUAAAUAAAUAAGCAUAAGUAGGUCAAAAGCAAGAAAAAUGAAGAGAAAUGGACAUAUUUUUCAUUUUAUUAUAAAUAUAAUCCAUUACAUGAAAGGCACGUUAACUUGAGGAAGUGAUAGAUGAUAGGAAUUUUUUUUUAUUCAUUAAGUUUUUAAAAAUUUAAUCGACCUAUGACAUUAAAUUAACCUUAAACUAGAUAUUUCUACGAUCAUAAAUGAAAUUUUAGAAAUCAUUUUUGACCUGUAAGUCUAGUCUGAUUUUGAAAACGAGGAGCAAUCCUCUUUUUGUUACCCACCAAGAAUAGCAGCGUCCAGACUGUUAAAUAAGCUCCUAUUAAUUGCUUAUAUAACUAUUUUCGCUUGCUUAGGAAUAGGUCUGAUUCUUGCCUAUUGCAAUAUGAACUCAAACAAAUGAAGAAAACGUUCAUCUUUUCUCCUGCACAGAUUUUAAACAUAGCUAAAAAUUGAUAAGAAUUCAUAGCAGGUUUUUUUCGUUAAUCAUGGGCUCGUUAACAAGCCUAGUAUCUUGUGAUAAUAUCAACUGAUACAGGGGCAGGGGCAAUUUUUAUGUU
Messenger RNA from Glossina fuscipes, 8019 nucleotides. It is a transcript of the gene Dscam3, whose product is annotated as Down syndrome cell adhesion molecule-like protein Dscam2. The coding region runs from base 994 to 7314 and encodes 2106 amino acids. Lineage: Eukaryota; Metazoa; Arthropoda; Insecta; Diptera; Glossinidae. The transcript is spliced from 33 exons. Gene Ontology annotation, biological process: cell-cell adhesion. The record is from RefSeq and is a predicted model, not a curated record. Gene Ontology annotation, molecular function: protein binding.